AUGAGGCUUAAGCUGACCAUAGAGAUGCCACACAAACAUGUUCUGUUCAAAGGCAACCUUGUCAAAGAUAACUGGAAUCCCGUUUGUUUUGGUUACGACACCGAUCAGAAUGAGGCAUGGGCUGCUUUACAAGGAAGGUUCCUAAAUGUAUCUCGGACUCAAAAGUUAAAGACCACUAGUAAAAUAUCUGCGGUGUGCAUCAGGGCCCCCAAAUGCUCCACGAGAGGAUGUUUACAAGGCUACGUAGCGGCAGUGUCCAUGCAAGAGGGCAUGCCAGACAUGCAAGACCACGGCAUUGCAACGUGCAAUGCCGUGGUGCUGGCUAGCAUUGUUUCUCCCGCUGUUGAUGGCACUUGGAUUGGUGAGGCUGGGCUCUGGAGGACCGAGUACAAACGGGAAGAAUUGUGCUCUAAUGCCAUUCAAAACCUGUGGAUAACAGAGCCUGGUAGUUAUGCAGACCACUUGAAAACAUGCACUGUGUUUGGAGGGCAUCUUGUAAAAAAAGAAGCGACAACACCUGUCCUGGUCAAAAAGGCAGCCAGUGCACCCAAGAAAUGCAUCAAAGGCAGCAUUACACGUGUAUCUUGGCUUGACCACGACCUCCAGGAAGAUAGCCCUUUAAAUGCUCAGUGCCCAGUCUUGCUUAUCAAUGGGACCAUUGGCUCCCAUUUUUGCAUCGGAGAGCUGGAAUGUAGUCUUUGUCGAGUUUCAAAGUGGAUGCGUUUUACACUUUAUGGUGCCAUCUAUGAUUUUGAUAGGUUCUACUUCUUGAGGAGUCUACCUGAUGGAAAUUUUCACUUUGAGGGAUUAUAUUCUUCUUCUUUAAUAUCCUUAAAAGGAAAUUCAUGGGUGCUAAGUUCACAUCUGCAUCGUCACUAUUGGCAACUAACUGAAGGUUUUCAGGUAGUGGGGCGACACAGCUGGCACUCUGGCAACAGCCACUCUCUCCUGACACUCACAUCAUGCACCAUGUCACAGUUCUCCUCUGACGAAGGCUACUGUCUCCCCAGAAAUCAGCGAUGUAAUAGCUUGGUGGAGUUUGCAGAUGGUAGUGAUGAAGAGAAAUGCCUCGAAAGGACAGUCGAGAAAGGCCCUAGUUAUGAAUCUAUUCUGCCUCCAAGUCACAAAGAUAAUGCAAUGAUUAAUGUAUAUUAUGCAUUUCACAUAAAGAACAUUAAGGAAAUCACUACUAAAACUGGAGUAGCAAAAAUUGACAUACAAGGUGUCCUUCAAUGGGCCGAUUCUCGACUUCAAUUAAGGGACAUCGGGUAUGCGGAUUUUACGAUCUUCAAUUGCAAUGAGAUAUGGCACCCCAAGCUAGGCAUCCGUGCAGGAUAUAUGAGUACCGGAGAAGAAAUUAACUUUCAGGUGUACACUUCAGAAUGCAUUGUGGCUCCCUCAUCGAACCACCGUCAUUAUGCCAUGGAUGACCCAUACAUGGGCAGAUUUGUUCAUGGUAAAGAUGACAACUUGACCAUGUAUAUGCACCUACUUCUGGAACUUCCAUGUAACUUUGAACUUCACCGUUACCCCUUUGGAUUCCAUCAGUGUAAUGCCACCUUUUAUUUGAAAUCAUUUGACACGGAUAAGGAACUAAAACCACUGAUUGAAUCUGGCGAGAUUAAAUAUGAUGGAAACACAAAUCUCUUAGAUUACCAACUGCUCAAGACAACAUUUGAGAAAACGGGUACCUAUGCCAUGCUGACCCUGCAUUUAAAGAGUCAGUGUGACUACCACAUUCUGAAUAGUUUCUCACCGAGUGCUCUUAUGUUUAUCAUCUCAUACGCCACCCUCUUUUUCCCACUGGCCUCUACUAGCGACAGGAUCAUGGUCUCCCUCACAGCCCUCCUCGUUUUGGCUGCACUCUUUGCUCAGGCAUCCGGUUCUUACGUUAAAACACCCUACUACAAGCUGAUCGACAUCUGGUAUGCUAUUAUGAUUGGCCUCUGCUUCACUGUGGUCAUGGUCAACAUGGUUGUUGGCUGCCUGCAUCACACUCCUGUGUACCGGCCCAGGGAAGGUGAAGACAAUUCCACUCAUGGCACGUUAAACCUCACCCCAAGGAAGGUGAUGGUCAUUAAUGUGGUGUGUAAGGGGUUGCUUGUUGCUCUUUUUGUCACUUGGGUCACAAUCUUUGCUUUAUUUGCAACAAAUGUGAUUUAA
This is a messenger RNA of Procambarus clarkii (red swamp crayfish), 2163 nucleotides long. The record is from RefSeq and is a predicted model, not a curated record. NCBI's taxonomy places the organism in Eukaryota, Metazoa, Arthropoda, Malacostraca, Decapoda, Cambaridae.